Lobosporangium transversale is the source of this 1226-nucleotide messenger RNA. RefSeq lists its product as hypothetical. The coding region runs from base 69 to 1103 and encodes 344 amino acids. The transcript has a single exon. The record is from RefSeq and is a predicted model, not a curated record. Lineage: Eukaryota; Fungi; Mortierellomycota; Mortierellomycetes; Mortierellales; Mortierellaceae.
GUCCCAAACUUCCCACCCACCUUCCUGACAACGCUGCCCCUACUUCGACACAUACUCAAUAACAGGACAUGAAGCCCUCAGUCUUCACCAAACUUUACUUACACGCACUUCCUGUUGACCACGUUGACAUUACCAUUGUUCUGUCCGAGGCUCCUAACCACAAGCAUUCUCACGCUGCUGCCACCACCGCGUCAAAGCAACUAUUUGAGCACACAGCUACCAAGGCUAAUGGCACCGAUAUCAUAAAUGUUGCCGUUACUGCGGACGAUGCAGAGGAGCAACAGCAACAGCAACAGCAAUGCGAAGUUGAUGGCGAACUAAGGGACAAAGAUGAUUAUAAACAGGAGAACAACGGCGAUCCUAAACAGGAAGAUGAAGAUGAAGGAAAAGUGAAAGGAAAAGGAAAAGAAAAAGAAAAAGGAAGAGAAAAGGAGGAGAAAAAAGAAAAAGGAAGGGAAAAAGAAAAGAAAAAAGAAAAAGGAAGAGAAAAUGAAAAUGAAAAUGAAAAGAAAAAAGAGAAAGGAAAAGUAGAUGAAAAGGUAAAAGGAAAAGAAAAAGAAGAAGAAAAUGAUGAUGAUGAUGAGAAGAAGAAGAACAAUAAGAAGGACAAGGAGGACGAGGAGGACGAGGAAGAGGAACAGGAAGAGGAGGACGAUGAUGAGGACGAGGAGGAGGAGGAGGAGGAAACUAUUCAAGAUAAUGGGCUAUCAAGUACACAAAUUUCCAGAUUGACUUCUAUUAUUGCCGCAAAUAAUGGGGGGCCACAAGCACUAUCGGAGAUGCUUUCUAUACUUGGAGAAUUGAUUCAAAGCCAGCAGAACCGCGAGGUUCAAUGUCAAGGCACCAAUAUCACAAAUGGCUAUCGUUGCAAGAAAUUAACAAACAGUCCUUCUGGUUUAUGUGAUAUACACAACCCUACCGUCCGCAAAUGCAUGGCUAUAGCAAGGACUACCGGAGCACAAUGCAAGAACCCAAUGACUCGUGGUAUGUUUUGUGAUACCCACAGCCCCGACACGGCCAAAUGCAGGGGCAUAGCAAGGUCUACCGGAGCACCAUGCCGAAAGUUACCGAAAUUCAAUGGAUAUUGCGAGUACCAUCGUUGAUGAGGCAAAAAGCUCAUGUGAUAUGCAGAUAUACUAGUUUUCUCCCUAUGUCAAUAGACGCAGGACUAUUAAAGCGCUCCAUAAUACUACCUUCUGGUAGUAAUGUCCAUUCCUUCUCUCCUC